CUGGAACCUCUGGAUUGCAUUGGCCUGUAGUUGAUGAGGGGCAGGGUGGACCCGCCCUCCUCCAGAUGUGCGCCUUCUCUCCUGUGUCUCCAGUCCGCUGCUGGCUUCAGCAGAGUGCGGAGCCUCGGGAAGUCAACAGGAGGGCACAGAUAGCAACACUUGAAGUAUAAACAACGAGGAACUGGCUUUUUAGCCGUGGUCUGCACCUGUCAGGUCUUUCUCGAUCCAAUGAGUCGUGAAUUUGUUGGCGCCCCAUGAAGAGGAAUUUGCACCGGAGGUGUUUUUUUUUCUCUUUUGUCCCCUUUUUUUUACCUGGCCAGGCUCAGACGCAGAGCUGAUGGAGAGAGGCUGGGCUGAGUGCGCUGCCAAUCCGGAGCGCUGUUGAGCAGAGAGCGCAGAGAAGCCUCUGCUGACAGGGAGCGGUCUGCUGCUUUCUCCACGACCUGUAUGAAUUCUCUGAUUGUGUGUGGGGUUUUUUUUUUUUAAAGAAGUGAUUCGAGGGCUUUCCAGAAACAACAACUCGUGGAAAAAGACAACAAAAACCUUCUAGGAUUUCUUUUCAGUCUCUUGGCGACGGAAUGGGGAUGUAACCGGUGUCCACAUGCAUUUGGAAGUGGCGUGAGGUUGCCUCCAGAUUGAGAAGAGUAAACUGCAGGGGCGUUGUGGUUAAUUGAAAUCGAUCCGGUGGUCUCUUUUUGAAUGUGAAGUAGCAGCAGAGGUUCUUUCUCCUCUCCUCACCCCCUCCUCUCACCUCCAACAUGACUUCACUGUCGGGGACCAAGGAGAGGUCUGUGAGCAGCAGGAGCAGAAAAUAUGGGGUGCCCGACACUUCACCGACCAAAUCUGCGUCCUUCUUCCCAGACACAUGGUACCGAAAGGCCUAUGAGGAAACCACCCGCUCCAACACACGUCCUGCACCAGAAGGAGCUGGCUCCAUGCCAAGCUCAACAGGCACCCCAUCCCCAGGCUCAGGAAUCUCCUCACCAGGGUCCUUCUCUGGUUCACCGGGUACCAUCUCUCCUGGGAUUGGGACAGAAUCUCCUGGUUCUCUGGGCGGCUCCCCGGGUUUUGGGACAGGGUCACCAGCCUCAGGCAGUGGAAGUUCUCCGGGUAGUGAAAGAGGGAUAUGGUGUGAGAACUGCAACGCUAGGCUGGCAGAGCUGAAAAGACAAGCACUAAAACUGCUCAUCCCUGGACCUUACUCCAGCAAGGACCCCUCCUUCUCUCUCCUCCUUCAUGAUAAGCUUCAGGUGCCCAACAGUUCUCGGCGGGCGUGGAACGAACGUGAUAGUCGCUGUGAUGUCUGCGCCACUCACCUCACUCAGCUCAAACAGGAAGCUGUGCACAUGGUACUCACUCUCGACCAGUGGGAUUUGUCUCCCACCUCUUCCCCAACAGCCCUGAUUGGACGAUAUGGACCUCAAGGACCUCCGGGCCCAAUGGGAGCAUCUGGAGCACCAGGAGGUCCUGGAUCACGGGAGUGGCCUCCUCCUUUUCUUCCUUCCUCCUCCUCCUCAGCUGCUGCUGCCGUUUCACAUCCUCCUCACCCAUCCUCCCAGUCACCUUCCCCAAGUCCCAGCCAGACCCCAACGCCCAGCCCGAGCCACGGAUCAUCCAACACCAGCCAUGGGAGUCCCUCGAUGGGUCAAAUGUCAAGCUGUGCUAUCACAAACUCACAACCUCAAGGCACAGGGCACAGACUGGGAUCCAAGCCAAGCUCCCUGGGGCUUGGAGGUGGGGUGGACAGAAGGAAUGGGUCCCCCAGUUCAGGAAAAGCUGGUACCCAACAGCAACCAGUGACUGGAGUAAACAGCCCUGGCAAUAAUAGUGGUAGCAGCAGUAAUAACGGGAGUGGAGCAGUACUAAGUACAGCAGCUCUGCAGGCCCAUCAGCACCUGAACCGGACCAAUGGAGGAGUUACACUCUAUCCAUACCAGAUAUCCCAGAUGGUCUCUGAGGCCUCCAGAGAAGGUUUGACCGAAGCUGCCCUGAAUCGCUACAACACACACUCUCCUUCACACACAAAUUCAUCAUCACACACAAACUCUCCCUCUCACACUCCGGCUGUAACCACGACGGCGCCGCCGACAACCUCUGCAGCUGCCUCCUUCUUUGCCAGAGCUGCACAAAAGUUGAAUUUAGCAUCCAAGAAGAAGAAGCAGAAGACCGCCGCAGUCACAGCCCCAGUAACAUCAUCAUCACCGUCAUGUGACCCUCCUCUGUUCCCCACUAAUUUUAGUGCUGCCCUGUUGACGGUUCCACCCCCGGCUCCACCCUGCCUUCUUCGUGCAGCCAACAAAAUCAAAGAUACCCCUGGACUUGGAAAGGUGAAAGUGAUGGUGCGGGUGUGCCCAGUGUCUCAGUCGGAUGCAGCUGAGUCCAGUUCCUUCCUUAAAGUGGAUCCCAGGAAGAAACAAGUCACCAUCAUGGACCCAUCAGCCAAUCAGACACCAAGUGUUCCCUCCCAGAAAAGAGCGGCAGCCAAUCAGGUCCCUCCAAAGAUGUUCACCUUUGAUGCUGCGUUCCCUCCUGAUGCAUCACAGGCGGAGGUGUGUGCGGGAACGGUUGCCGAGGUGAUUCAGUCGGUGGUGAAUGGAGCAGAUGGCUGUGUCUUCUGCUUUGGACACUCCAAGCUGGGUAAAUCCUACACAAUGAUUGGCCGUGAUGACUCUCUUCAGACUCUGGGUAUAAUCCCAUGUGCCAUAUCCUGGUUGUUUAAGCUCAUCAACGAGAGGAAGGAGAAAACAGGAGCACGCUUCUCUGUGCGCGUCUCUGCAGUCGAGGUUUGGGGAAAAGAAGAAAACCUGAAGGACUUGCUGUCUGAAGUCGCUACAGGCAGCUUACAGGAUGGACAGUCACCUGGAGUCUACCUGUGUGAGGACCCCAUAUGUGGCAUGCAGCUCCAGAAUCAGUCUGAACUGCGUGCUCCGACCCCAGAGAAGGCAGCCUGGUUUCUGGAUGCAGCCAUAGCAGCUCGCCACAGCAGCCAAAGCUGCAACACCACCGAAGAAGAACAUAGGAACUCACACAUGCUGUUUACAUUACACAUAUAUCAGUAUCGCAUGGAAAAAACAGGCAAAGGAGGGAUGUCAGGAGGUCGCAGUCGCCUCCACCUGCUGGACCUGGGCAGCUGUGAUGUUAAAGUACUUGGAGGAGGUGGAGGAGGAGGUGGGAAAAGCAGGGAGAACUCUACACCCAGCUCGGCCCCUCUGUGCCUUUCUUUAUCUGCCCUCGGCAACGUGAUUCUGGCCCUGGUCAAUGGGAGCAAGCACAUCCCAUACAAGGACAGCAAGCUGACCAUGUUGCUAAGGGAGUCGCUAGGCAACAUGAACUGCCGGACCACCAUGAUUGCUCACAUCUCUGCCUCACCCAGAGAUUUCUCAGAAACCCUUUCCACUAUCCAGAUUGCUUCCCGGGUCCUUCGUAUGAAAAAGAAGAAAACUAAAGUCACCGUGCAAUACACUUCCAGCUCCUCUGGAGGAGAGAGCUCCUGCGAGGAGGGUCGCAUGCGUCGUCCAACCCACCUGCGACCUUUCCAUCACCGUGGUGACACUGACUCCGACCUUCCACUGCUGCGACUGUCCAGUGACCCUGAGGAAUACUCAAGCAGCGAGCAAUCAUGUGACACGGUCAUCUACGUUGGCCCAAAUGGGGCUGCAGUCUCAGAUAGAGAGCUGACGGACAAUGAGGGACCACCAGAAUUUGUACCAAUUAUUCCCGCUCUGCUUCGAGGUAAAGCACCAGAGCAGCAAACACAAAGCCAGGCAACUGGAGCACAGAGCAAGGUGCAGUCUCAGCCAGAGGACCAGCCCAUAGGCCCCUCUCAGCCCCUCCCUCAGCCCUCUCAGUCACUACUUGGUCAGCCGUUGGCUCCUGUCCCAGAGGAGGGAGCAGAGUGCCUGAAGUGCAACACCUUUGCUGAGCUGCAGGAGAGACUGGACUGCAUUGAUGGCAGCGAGGAGGUGGCAAAGUUCCCAUUUGAGGAGGUUCCAGCGAGCAAACAAGGUGCCAAACAAGAAUCAUGUCCAUCGUCAGCCGUCCCAUCCUCAGCUCCUUCUCCUCCAGGCUCUGCAGCUGUAUUGGAUACGGAAACCGAAACAGCAUGUGCUGUAGGAGGUACAGUGCAGUCGUCCUUCUCCUCAGCAGCAGCAGCAGCAACAGCCCCCAGGAGGAAGACCAAUGACCAACAGCUGCAGGACAUCAAGGAGGUAGUUGAGGAAGCGGAGCUGGCCCAGACGAUGAUCCACAGCCUGGCUCAAACUACUGGUUCCCCCAUAGUUACUAGUACCAGGAGCGUUACAGGAAGUAGCAGCAUCACCUCUAACCCCCUGCACAGAGCCAAGAGCUCACACCUGAAUGACAGCCGCGAGAGUCUGAAUGCAGGCACUGAUGGGAAGGCACGUCCCUUAGGAUCACCUCGCCUCGGCAUCGCCAGUCUGACCAAAACCUCAGACUACAGGCCUCCGUCCUCUCCCUCUCAGCGGUGUAAAGUGUAUACCCAGAAGGGUGUGAUGCCAGCAACACCCCCUCUGUCCUCACACACUCUGGCACAAGACGGCCAGGCCACAGACGCUUUGAUCUCAGACAACAGUUUGGCUGCAGACAGUGGCCGGUCCUCCACAGAGUCCCUGCUGUCCAGGACUUCUCCUGUGGGCAUGAGCCCACAGGUUCGAGAGCCAGCUCCAUCUCUGUCUGCCAGCCUGGGCUCAGCUGAGACACUCUGUGAUGAUGAUGUCCCACCGAUACCCUUGGACACGCACAGAGAUGCCUCAGCAGUAUCUCUAGGAACAGUUGGACCUCUCUCACUUGGAGAGGAUGAACUAGUGUACACUGUGGCUUCUGGAGGUGUGGAGAACCUGGAUGUUACAGCUCUCAUGGAGACUCAAGGCCUGACCUGUCGUCCAACGAGCAUCAUCAGCUUCAACAGCGACCAUUGCUCUGUCACUGCCUUCGCCUCGGGCUCCCAAGCCAUCAGCAUCAUCAGUGGUAUUUCUGAGGAUGGAGCUGUGGGGGAUUAUCACAUGGCUGCAGGUCCUGCAACAACUUCAGGAGUUACCGAGGUUGUCGCCAUGGCAGAGGUGGCAAUGGCCAAGCUGCGGACAGAAGGUGAAGCCUUAGCCACAACGAUGUCUAACUGUGGUUCACCCAUCUCCUCAUGGAUGAGUGAUCUGAGCAUGGGUAGUGACGCUGACCAGUCUCUCCACAGCUUCAGCCAGUCUCAGAGCCAGCAAGGUGAGGCCCUGGCUGAACCUGAACACAAUCAGAGCCUUUCCUUCCUUGGAGUGGAUAUGGGUGGUUAUGAAAGCCAAAGAAGUGGGAGUCUGGAAGGAGACAUGGUGCUGUCAGAGAACGGGAGUGAUAAGGGAACUCCAACUAAAGACAGGCUGAGGAAACUUCCUCCCUCUAUGGCUAAAACUAACAUCCAAAUUCUGGCAGGGCCUGGUAACUUCUCUCCCUUCAAGACCACCAUCAGUGUACACCCAUGUGUGGCUGUCAAACCCAUGGUUAUACAAGAACCAACCAUCCUCUCUUCGCCUACCAAGACCAGCUUAAUGAAAGACCCAAGCAAAUGUAAUGCACCACUUUUAGCAUCUAUUUCCAGUGAGAUGAGUUUUGAAGACCCCUGGUUGAAGCGGGGCAUGGAGGAGGGGAGGUCCAAGGAGCUUGUGUGUGAAGUGAAGCCCGGGAAGAGAGAGGUAGAGCAUUCAAAGAGCCAGACUGGAGCUGGGACCGGGGAACAAAGGAUCUUCUUCAGGGAUGGUGGGGAUCAUGGCAGCUCUAGUUCAGGUGGUGAAGCUGUGUCGUCUCCAGAUUCCUACAAGAGAGUGGUCGAUGGCUGUGAGAUGGUUGCUGUUGUUGCCCAGGGAGAAUGCCUGACUAGUGUCUACAGCCCAGAUAUCCACCGCACUGCCAGUCUUCCUCGUGGCUGGCACCGUCUCAACCGACACGACGGCUUAGAUAAUGGCAUUGAGUACCGUAAUCUUGGCGUCACCACUUCAACUCCAUGCAGUCCCAGAGCCACACUUGACCGCCGGGGAUCAACUGGAAAACAGGGAUUUUUCUCUCACAAGAAGGGGGGAAUCCCACCUUUGCCACCGGUACGGAAAUCUAGUCUCGACCAGAGGAACAGGGCAGCCAGCCCUCUCCACCAACCCAGCCACGGAGGCUCAUUACUGGGCAGCUCAGCAGAUGAUGCCGGGAUAUCUGGAUGUGGCCCUGCAGGUGUCAGCAGACAACGAGGCUCCAGCAUAGACAGCAGCAGACUUUUCAGUGCCAAGUUGGAACAGCUUGCAAACAGAACCAACUCUUUGGGUCGGGUUCACAGCUCCCACAGUGGUUCCCACCACUACGACUGCUUCUCUCUGGAGAGGGGUGGCAGCCUGAGAGGGGGAGGAGGAGGAGUGAGGGGGGACAGCACCAUGCCUCGUACUGGGCGCAGCCUCACCCGUGCUGGAUCAGUAUCUUCUCCUACUGGAAACACCAGCAGCCCCAGUUUCAGUGCCAGUCCGGGGCCAAACAGCCCUCUACAGUCACCAGCCAAAACCAGCAGCCAGUCAAAGAUCUCAGCAGUUAGUAAGCUGCUGAUGACCAGCAGUCCCAAGGCCAGGAGUCUGUCUGCCUCCAGUACCAAGACUCUGAGCUUCUCCACCAAGUCUUUAAGCCAAGCUGCCAGCCGCAGCUCCAGCCUUCCUCCUAAUGGAAAGCCCCAGAGCUCAGUCCAGAGCCCUCUGCAACAGCAGGGACCUUCCCCAGGAUCCUGGUCUACCCAAUCUUUGAGUCGCAGUCGAGGAGGAAGCCUGGCUGCCAAGCUGCCACUCCGGGCUGUCAACGGUCGAAUCUCAGAGCUCCUGCAGGGAAAUGGAGGCUCCCGUUCCAGGGGUCAUGCCCAGGGAGGAGGUACAGAUCCAGGAGAGGAAAGAGGAGCUGGAGGGGCAAGUGGAGGGGGAGCUGGAGCAGGUAAUGGUGGUGCUGGUGGUGGAGGUAGCCUGGGAGAGGAGAGGGCAGCAGUGGUCCAAACACUGCCCUCUCCAUAUAGCAAGAUCACAGCCCCUAGAAAACCACACCGCUGCAGCAGCGGCCAUGCUAGUGACAACAGCAGUGUACUGAGUGGCGAGCUCCCCCCGGCCAUGGGGAAGACGGCUUUGUUUUAUCACAGUGGAGGCAGCAGUGGCUAUGAGAGCAUGCUGAGAGACAGUAGCGAGAACACAGGAAGUACCUCCUCCGCUCAGGACUCCCUCAGUGAGCACAGCUCAGCCACCACCUCCUCCAGACGGAGCUCCAAGAGCAGCAAGAAGAGCAGGAACAACACAGGCCUCCAGCGUCGUCGUCUGAUCCCUGCACUGACCUUGGACUCUUCAUCUUCCUCACCUUCUCAUCGCUCCUCCAAACAGGCCAUCACUUCCUCUUCUUCCUCCUCCUCCAGCCCAGGUGCAUGCUGGGUAGAUGGCCCACUGGGGCCCCCGGCUCCUUCAAACCUACGGGGUGCAGCUGCAACGACAGAAACCUUUGAGAUCAAGGUGUACGAGAUAGAUGACGUUGAGCGAUUGCAGAAGAGGAGAGACAAAGGAGGAAGCAAGGAGGUGGUGUAUGUCAGUGCAAAGCUCCGUCUGCUCGAGCACCGUCAGCAGCGAAUCAGUGAAGUCAGAGCCAAGUACCAAUGUCUGAAGAAGGAGCUGGAGCAAACCAAACAGCACCUGAUGCUGGAGCCACACAAAUGGACCACUGAGUUUGAGCUACAGCAGGCCUACGAGGUGGACUCUCUGGAGUAUUUGGAAGCUCUUGAGACAGUGACGGACAAACUGGAGACCAGAGUCAACUUCUGCAAAGCUCACCUCAUGAUGAUCACAUGCUUUGAUGUGUCCUCAAGACAUCGAUAGACAGAUGGGGUGACAGAGAGCUGGAGGACGUAGAAGCAGACCCAUAACUGGACAUAAUCAGAUGUCAACAUUCGAACCUUUUGCCCCCUGAUUAAUCAAACACCUUUAAAAAAUAUCUCCUAAUAUAAUUCAUCUCAUUGGAUGACUGGACAGUUGGAAGGAGGAACACAGGGGUGGACUGACCAUCCGGUAUGUCAUCCUCAUGUCUCCUCCGGAUGUAAGUAGGCAGAAGGACAGAUGGAUGGAGGGAUGGAAGGAUGAAAUGAAUGGAGAUAUAUAGAUAUCUAACAGGCCAACAGACAUAUGAGUGUAGAUUUUUGUCUCGGGGGCUUGGAAACUCUCAGAAACAUUAAACAGAAUUGAAUGGACAAGCAACUUUGAAUCAGAUAAACAGGCCUCCCAAAGAGGUAGACAGACAUACAAACAUACUAUGCUGUUUCCAGAGAAGUGGCAUUAACUGGACUACUGAGACACCUUUUAGACUGAGUCAAACAUUUAGGAAUGUAUGCAGAAGAAAGGAGUGAAGAGAGAGGAACAAAAACUGCCAUUUUUUAAUCAAAGAAGGAUACAAAAUGGGGAGGGAGAUAAGAACAAUUUCCCAUCAUCCCCCAUCAUUUUAGAAGAGCACUUUUUCGAGUUUACACAGCCGAGAGCAAUCGGCUGUAAAAAAUGAGUGCUGACUACAGAAUGUCCUGGUAUUGUUGUGCAGUUAAUAAAAGAGACUGACCAAGAGAAAGACAGGAGGACAAAGAAAAAUGAUUUAGAUAAGUGCCUUGUGAACAUUUCAACAAUACCAAGACCAGUUCUCUUUCUCUCUGAAUUUGUGUACAUGCAGUAAGUAUGGUGCUAGCAUAGAAAUUAAAAAAACACACACACAAAAAAAACAAACAAAAAAAAAAAACACAAAAGAUCAGUGUCCUUGGAAAAUCUUUGAAUUUAUAGCCAUUCCUAAAUGUGAUGUUUUACUGUGGGUCAAUGUUUCACUACAUCAUAGAUAAACUAAUACUGUAUGUUUGAAUGGUCUUUGGUACAACAAUGAGAAAUUAGACUAAAUUUAAACUGGCUCCCUAAAUAAAAGUUUAAAGAAGACCUACAGAGGACUAACAAACCUGUUGCAAGCACCAAAAGUUAAAUUUGAAGAAAGCACAUGAUUUUUCCAGGACACAGUGUCAGGUGCGUAAAAUAAAGAAAAACAAAAAAGCUGAAAAGGAUAGUUUCUUGUGAUGGUUGUUUUUACCUUGACUUCACUUAUGUGCUCAAGCAGUGCACAUAUGAAUUUUGACCCUCUGGGGCAUACGUACAGUAUGUUUCCCCUGAUACAUGUGAUGGCUUUUUCAUGUUCACAAAGCAAUUAAACGUCUGAGUCACAUAGGAGUGGAAAUGAAAAUGUUUUUUCUCUGAUCCAGUGUGAAGUACAUCCAUCGAUUGACUUGACUGUCAGACUGACUGACAGACAGACCGUCUGUUAUUUGUAUCUGUGUUGUUCUGCUCUAUUCUAAAAGAAACUGAAUGAUUUGUCAAUGUGUGUUUUAUAAUAAGGUAUCUUUUUUUAUUUGAGUGCAAUGGGACCAUGUAGAGAUGAUGUAUGAUAAUAGGAUAAUGGAAAUAAAGUUAAAGACAUAGAAAAUUGUGAGAAAGAUACAACUACAGGGUGAGCCUGCUUACAUACAGUGUUAAAAUUUCCAUUUUUAAAGUCCUGUAUUAUUGGAAUAAAGUAGUGAAUUUAGACUGGAAACACUUAUUUGAAUUAUGGUUAUAAAAGAAAUAUUUAAAAAAGUUCCAGUAUUGUCUUUUAUUGAAAGGUUAUAUUAGGUACACAUUAAAAAAUAUAUAAAAGGAACGAGACAAAACUAAAGAAAGAAAAGGAUGAUGACCAAAUUUUAGAGGCAACGAUCUCUGCCUGGUUCCAUUUUUUUUGGAUGGAUAGCAACACUUAUGAUGUGUUAAUAUUAUUAUCUAUGGUGCUUGAGAUGUUUAUGAUCUAAAUGUUUGUACAAAUAUAAAUAUAUGAAAGAGCCUGUUUCCCUCCGAAAUACAGAACAAUACCCUUUGAAUGCUUCUUCUACAUCGCUGUCAUCACAUCAUGACAUCUGUUCUCAACACCACCACCCUCCCCUCUGAAUGCCUUUUGCCCAGCAGGCAGAGAGCAUUCUGGGAGAUCCUGCUUGUUUUCUGAGAGGUAAAGGAAAGAAUAGACACCGUCUGUAAUGGUAUUGGUGUGAUUUGUCAAAAGCAUCGUAGUGCUAGAUUUAUCUUUAUCAUAAUAGAACACCGUCCACUGGACGGACACAAACAGGAAAUGACUUUAAGUGUUUUAAUCUUCUCGUGGCUGUAAGAGUCAUUUAUUUCACCCGCAGUGACAGCCACGAGAUAAUCUAUUAGGAAAUUACCCCACAAACUAAGAUGCUUUUGACAGACUGGACCCAUGAAGCAUUUUCACAGGAGGUGGGUGAAGUUGCCUCGUGACAUCUCUGAUCGUUUCAAUUCGCCGUGCCCACCAAGAAUGAAGGUUAAUUUAUUUGAGCUCAGGAGAACAGAGUCGCUUAUUAUUAGGUUGUUAUUUAUUUACACCUUAUGAUCUCAAAAGUUACUAUGCAUUGAAGAAAAAGGAAAAAAAAAACUGUACAUACUUUGCUGAGCCCGUGUCAUAUAUAAAUAUAUAUACUGUACACAUAUCAUAUAUACGCUCAUUUUUAUUUUAGAUAUUUUCUGUUUUGAUUUGAGUUGCUCCUGUUGUUCCAGUUGGAGAUUGUAAUGAGUUUGGGUUUCCUAAAACAUUCACAUCCAGGGUAGCUAAUGUGGUUCAAGCACAACAGGAAUUAUAGCUGAUUAAAUACAGACCACAGCUUAAAAAUAUUUUUUUUUUACAUGAAAAGAAGAAAACAGUUGAGUAUGAAGACUUCUACAUUGUUACAAGUGAAAUACCAAUAUACUCCACAGUAUUAAACAAAGCAUUGGCUAAUUAACAGUGGAUGUUUUGAGAACUCCAACCUCUGGAUGAGUUUAACGGCCUGUACUUGUUUCCAGAUUUAAGAUGCUAUGUGUGGGGUUUUUUUCCCUUGACAUGUCACUGCCAAAUCUACUGUGAUAGCGCUUUAUAAUUCUAGCAAUAAUUGUAACAAACACUUUGUUUUGGUGACCCCCAUAUUGUGUAUUAAUUUGACUGACCUCAGACGGUUUGUUACAUUGUUAAAACUGUUUGGGAAAAGGGCAGACAUGUAAAAAAAAAAUACUCAGCAGGUGAUUGGACGAACCACCUGUCUAUCACGGGCAAACUCAAACUUAAAUCCAUCAGUCUUACAGUAAUCAGAAGAGUCAGGAGAGUGAAAACAAGCCUCCCCUGCAUUUCUUUGCUCUUCUCUCAACAAAGAAACACUCUCCAGUUCUGAUAUAACUGAUGCUAUUACUUCUCACACGUCGUCACACACACCUAACAUUAAACCACACCUGAAAGAAAUAAGCUAGCAUGCUAAAAAGGGAUGCACUCAUUCUCUGGUGCUUUAAAUUGAAUUAUUACACCAAAUGCCAUCUGUUAUAUCAGGGUGGAGACACACACACACACACACACACACACACAAAAAACACACACAGAGCCUAAUAAACAAAGUGACGUAUGUGCUGUUAUGUAUUUCAACUGAAGCAUUCAAGGAUUAUAAUGUGUUAUCUGGAAAUCUGAUACAUAGCAUCUUUAAGUCCUUAACGAGUGUUGUGUGUGUUAACGUCUGGGUCAGAUCACAUUUUCCAAAAGCAGGUUUUAUCAGCUGCAGUAAGACAUCAGCUGUAUUGUAAGACAGACAUACAGACAGAGUUCAGCUGAGAUGUGACACGUGUUCAGUGCAAACCAGAGUUUGAUAUGAAGGGUGAAAAUUUCACUGUGUGUCGCCUCCACAAUUGACAUCCUCUGCAGAUUUGUGUUUUUUUGAGAAAUGUGGUCUGACACUUUAUGUUGAUGAAGAGCAAGCUGGAGGGAUGUAAAUAAAGAAAAGUACUGAAAGA
This is a messenger RNA of Larimichthys crocea (large yellow croaker), 11873 nucleotides long. It is a transcript of the gene kif26ba, whose product is annotated as kinesin family member 26Ba. Bases 759 to 7877 code for a protein of 2372 amino acids. Gene Ontology annotation, molecular function: microtubule binding; microtubule motor activity; ATP binding. The transcript is spliced from 28 exons. Lineage: Eukaryota; Metazoa; Chordata; Actinopteri; Sciaenidae. The record is from RefSeq and is a predicted model, not a curated record. Gene Ontology annotation, biological process: microtubule-based movement.